Penicillium diatomitis is the source of this 1068-nucleotide messenger RNA. RefSeq names its product ATP11 family protein. Lineage: Eukaryota; Fungi; Ascomycota; Eurotiomycetes; Eurotiales; Aspergillaceae. Gene Ontology annotation, cellular component: mitochondrion. Gene Ontology annotation, biological process: mitochondrial proton-transporting ATP synthase complex assembly. The transcript is spliced from 2 exons. The record is from RefSeq and is a predicted model, not a curated record. Bases 1 to 1068 code for a protein of 355 amino acids.
AUGGCAUCCCGGCGGCUGUCAGGGUUUCAACCACUCCUCAAGGGUAAGUCGCAUCUCCUGCGAUCCCAGCAACGACGCUGGGCGCAGGUUCAUGAUGUGCGCUUCCUGGCCACCCACCACGAUCCGAAUCACAUCAUGGAGAAAUACCGCAACAAGCUGGAUCAAAAGGCCAAGCAGGAAGGGCUGGGCUCUAUCGAAGCCUUAAAGGAAGCGUACAGCGACAAGAUCCAGGACCUUCGUCGACAAGCUGCUACAGUGGCCACCCCCGAACCCGAACCUGACGCGCCGAUUCCCCGCGCCAAGACGACAUUCACAGCAAACACACCUCCAGCCUCUCACCCUCCAUCAUCAUCAUCGUCGACGACGGGAGGUGCGUCAGCGACAGAAAAGGCCGCCCGGGAAGUCUCCAGCAGCGCAAGCCCCAUUAAACCGCUGAGCACCUAUAUCGACGUGGAAAAGAUUCGCGAGCUGCCACCCAAGGAGAUUGAAGCGCUAUGGCGGUUGCGAUUCGCAAACAGUUCCACCACCAUCUGCGCUGCGAUUCCUCUAGAUACCUACCUUCGCAUUGCCGAGGCAGCCCGCCAAAACCCCCAGUUCAUCCUUCCUCUUCCCCGCCAGGCUGCGGACCAGGACAUGCAGACCCCGGACGGUACCCCUGCGCAGACCGCGGCCGAGAUCCAUUUCCUGCAAUGGGCUUUCCACCCACCCGCCGAGGACUUCGUCGCGACCAAGAAGGACACAAUCAACAACCAUACUUCGACCGUGAUUUUCACCAACCUGGGCGCUUUCAAGAUGCAUGGCUCUUUUGCGCAGCCGCACACCACGGUCACGCAUCAUCUGGACUUGGCUGAUGACAAGGGGCUGGUCCUCAUGCAUGGCCAAGUCAUGCCGGAUCGGGGCGUCUCCACUACCGAGGCGACUUGGUUGGUCAGCUCGGUGCAGCGCUUCUACGAUUUCGGCGGGCAAGCCAGCGGUCGCAAGGGCGAGUUGGUGCGUAUGUUUACGCGCGGCGAUGUGGAAAACUUCAAGGUGGAAGAAUUGAUGGAGGAGACGGAGCGAAUUCACUGA